GUCAACUAAGUUGGUCUCAUGAAUUAGCCGCAUCUUGCAUAGAAAAGGAGAGACAAGAACCGAAACUAGAACAUACAGAACAGUAGAAGAUGGCAUUUCCAACGGGUAUGUCAGGAUUCUCUGCUAAAUCUGGCCUGAGGCCAGAGACGACAAGUGAAGACAUUUUCUCAGCUUCGAAGGAUGGGGACGAACUCUACUGUCGCGAGUGGAUCAUGAACCCCGAUAAUGACAUCAACAUUACGGAUCAGCAUGGCUUUACACCGCUACACUAUGCCUGCAUGUACGGCUACCCCAACAUCAUUGAGGCAUUUUUCGUGAGGGGGGCCAAGACGGACAUAGUCAACAUGGGUGGAGACUCCCUGCUCCAUGUGGCCUCUCAACACGGCAAGUAUGACAUGGUUGUCAAGAUUUUGAGAUCCAAUCCCGAUGUGAACUUGGCCAAUGAGCAUGGGAACACUCCCCUUCAUUACGCAUCCUUCUGGAACUACAUUGGUAUCUGCGAGAUGCUUGUGAAGAAUGGAGCUCUCAUUGUAAUGUCCAACAAGUACGGAGAUACUCCCUUGUCCAAGGCACGCCCCAGACUGAGGAAGAAGCUUGAAGCCCUUGCUGCGGAGUUUGAUCAAAGCCUGGUCAUUGUACCCCACAAGAAGGUUCGGCCAAUGAGGAAGAAUGACUACCUUGACUUCAAGCAGCGACAGGCAGAGGUGGAGAAGAGCCAGGUCACAAUGUCUAUCAAGAUCGGCCAGGGAUCUUAUGGAGAGACGUGGAAAGGCUCGUGGAGUGGUCACACUGUGGUGGUGAAGAAGCUCAAGACAAAGGGAGAUGUCUUUAGAUCCACUCUGAGGGAGAACUUUCAUCAUGAGUACACACGUCUCAGGAUAUUCAACCAUGAUAACAUCCUUCCUCUCAUUGGUGUCAUCAUAGAGCCGCAGGUUCACACUAUAGGCAUCUAUAUGAAGCUGGGCUCCCUCUAUUAUAUCCUCCAUGAUAUCGAGUCGGAGAUCAAAGUGAAUCUAGAGGAAGGCAUCAAGUUCUGUAGGGACAUAUGUCAUGGGAUGGCCCAUCUUCACUCACUUGAUCCACUCAUCAAGCAUUUUGACCUCAACCCCCAUCACGUCUUUGUCGAUGAGGAUCUGACUGCUAAACUUGAUCUCCCUCACACUAGGUUCUCUUUCAUGGACAAUGAUAAGGUCUUCAAGCCCAGCUGGAUGGCCCCUGAACUUCUCCAGCACCGCCCUGAAGACUUUGACAAGAAAGCGGCUGACAUGUACAGCUUUGCUAUCAUCCUCUGGGAGGUGUCUACUGGGAAGAUUCCCUUCGCAGACCUAUCUCCCAUGCACGCUGGAACUAAGAUUGCCAGGGACAACGCUCGACCGGUCAUUCCAUCGUUUGUCAAUCAUCACCUGCAAAGGAUCAUUGAUAUCUGUUGGAAUGCAGAUCCGAACAAGAGACCUCGGUUUGAGAAGAUACAGCCCAUUCUGGACAAGUUGGAGGUGUCCUGAUCACCCAUCAACCCACCAUUUUCAAACUGUUAGAGUAGUGUACACUCAUUAGCUACAGUGAUAUAGAGUGUUAAUGUCCGUGUAUAUGCAUAUCUUCAAAUAGAUUUCAAUGACUGCUCCUUGAGUGUUUGUUUUAGUGUUUUUACAUUUUCAAAUUGCUCUUAGAUCUA
This is a messenger RNA of Halichondria panicea, 1672 nucleotides long. RefSeq names its product integrin-linked protein kinase-like. Gene Ontology annotation, cellular component: cytoplasm. Bases 90 to 1502 code for a protein of 470 amino acids. Gene Ontology annotation, molecular function: protein kinase activity; protein binding; ATP binding. The record is from RefSeq and is a predicted model, not a curated record. NCBI's taxonomy places the organism in Eukaryota, Metazoa, Porifera, Demospongiae, Suberitida, Halichondriidae. Gene Ontology annotation, biological process: protein phosphorylation; signal transduction. The transcript is spliced from 13 exons.